CAGCACCAGCCUGCAGAGGUGGCUCCGGAGGGGCGGGGCGGCUCCUCCCUCGGGUCCGCUGCGAGCCCGCGCCUCCCAAUUCCCGGAGCCGAGGAGGGCUCGCGGCUGCUGCUCCGCUGGGCUCCAGGUUGGGCUGCCGGGCGCUGGGCCAGGGCGGGCGGGAGCGGGGCGAGGGCUUGCGCGGAGGGCGGCGGCCUGGGCUCGCCGAGCCAUGGCGGCCCCGGAGCCGGCGCCGAGGAGAGGCCGGGAGCGCGAGCGGGAGGACGAGAGCGAGGACGAGAGCGACAUCCUGGAGGAGAGCCCGUGUGGCCGCUGGCAGAAGCGGCGGGAGCAGGUGAACCAAGGCAACAUGCCGGGGAUCCAGAGCACCUUUCUGGCCAUGGACACGGAGGAGGGGGUAGAAGUGGUGUGGAACGAACUUCACUUCGGGGAUAGGAAGGCCUUUGCGGCCCAUGAGGAGAAAAUCCAGACCAUGUUUGAGCAGCUGGCGCUGGUGGAUCACCCCAACAUCGUCAAGCUGCACAAGUAUUGGCUGGACGCCUCUGAGGCCCGCGCGAGGGUCAUCUUCAUCACAGAAUACGUGUCGUCUGGCAGCCUCAAGCAGUUCCUCAAAAAGACCAAGAAGAACCACAAGGCCAUGAACGCCCGGGCCUGGAAGCGCUGGUGUACGCAGAUCCUGUCUGCACUCAGUUUUUUGCACGCCUGCAGUCCCCCCAUCAUCCACGGGAACCUGACCAGCGACACCAUCUUCAUUCAGCACAAUGGCCUCAUCAAGAUCGGCUCUGUGUGGUACCGCAUCUUCUCCAAUGCACUUCCUGAUGAUCUCCGGAGCCCUAUUCGAGCUGAACGGGAGGAACUCCGAAACCUGCACUUUUUCCCACCAGAGUAUGGCGAAGUCAAUGAUGGGACUGCUGUGGACAUCUUCUCCUUUGGGAUGUGUGCACUGGAGAUGGCUGUGCUGGAGAUCCAGGCCAACGGGGAUACCCGAGUCACAGAAGAGGCCAUCGCUCGAGCCAGGCACUCGCUGAGUGACCCCAACAUGCGGGAAUUCAUUCUCUCCUGCCUGGCCCGGGACCCUGCCCGUAGACCCUCAGCCCACAACCUUCUCUUCCACCGAGUGCUCUUCGAGGUGCACUCUCUGAAGCUGCUGGCAGCGCACUGCUUCAUCCAGCACCAGUACCUCAUGCCUGAGAAUGUGGUAGAGGAAAAGACCAAGGCCAUGGAUCUCCAUGCAGUCUUGGCUGAGAUGCCCCAGCCCCACGGACCCCCGAUGCAGUGGCGGUACUCAGAGGUCUCCUUCUUAGAGCUGGACAAAUUUCUAGAGGAUGUCAGGAACGGCAUCUAUCCACUGAUGAACUUUGCGGCUGCUCGGCCCUUGGGACUUCCCCGUGUGUUGGCCCCACCCCCAGAGGAGGCCCAAAAAGCCAAAACUCCAACACCAGAGCCCUUUGACUCGGAGACUAGGAAGGUGGUCCAGAUGCAGUGCAACCUGGAAAGAAGCGAGGACAAGGCUCGGUGGCACCUUACGCUGCUUUUGGUGCUCGAAGACCGUCUACAUCGGCAGCUGACCUAUGACCUGCUCCCAACUGACAGUGCCCAAGACCUCGCCGCUGAACUAGUGCAUUAUGGCUUCCUGCACGAGGAUGACCGGACAAAGCUAGCAGCCUUUCUGGAGACCACUUUUCUCAAGUACCGUGGGACACAGGCAUGACCUUCCCAGUCCUGACAGCCCAGCAGAGAUACCGGGGCUCAGGGUUAUCCGCUUGGCAAGGAGCCCCACACUGCUCAAAGCUGCCCUCUACCCGUGUCCCCUGGAACUGAACACAGGCCCUGCUGGUGAAGACACCCACCCCACCCCACCCCCAGCUUUCUGCAGCAGUGUGGGACCCUCAGGUGGUGAUGGGACCCUGAGCCUGGAUGGGAGUGGAUACAGGUCAGUUAGGGGAACCACUCCAUCUGGUACUGGACAACAGCCGUGCCUUCAGGUGGCAUAGAAACCUAGGGAAGGAGCCUGAACUCAAAAGCAAUAGAGCCCCCUCAGGUGUCAAACAGUGCUGGGCAUCAGGCAGACCAGACCUGAUCUGAUUGCAGAACCAUUAGACUAGAGAGCUUGGAGUUGCACCCAUGGCCAGGAAACUCCAUGGUCCCGCUCAGACCAGACCCCAUCCCUUGCAGACCUGCCUUGAGCCUUCUCUCUGAUCUUCCACACUCUUGAGACCAGGACCUGCGUCCUCCCCAAAGUCCUUGGGCAGGAUCUUUCUCUUCAUCACUCCUCUGGCCUAGGGGUUCAGAGGUCAGGCAUCCUCUGCAUCUCCUCCCUGGGGAAGUUGUAUGUUUGAGUCUGAGGAUGUGGGUUUCUGGCUCUCUUCUUUCUCCCCAACCCAACUUGUCUCUCAUUCUUACUGGUUUCAAAGUCCUGGUAAAUUCUUCCCCCCGGGACCACCCUGACUUCUUGGUUCUUGAACUGCCUCUCUUCCGAUUUCAAAUUUAAGGUCUUAAACGUUUUUAAAUGUAUAUAUAAAUUUAAAGCAUUCACGCUCCUUUUUAAACACUUCAUGUGUGAAACCAGGAAAGCUCACUAGUGUAUUAUUAAUAGUUCCACAUUGCUGCUGUUAACACAUAUCUUAAACCCAGUGGUUUGAGACAACACACACACACAGUACAUCACAAGUUUGAUACAGACUCUUACUAGAUUAAUACCCAGGCUAAGUUCCUUUCUGGAAGUUGGGCCUCACCUCCUGCUCCUUCAGGCUAUCGGCAGAAUUCACCUCCCUGCAAUGGUAAGGCAGAAAUUCCUAUUUUCUUAACAGCUGCCAACUAAGAGCCCUUCUCAGCUUCUAGUGGCCACCAACUUUUCUUAGCUCUUCUUCCUCCCCCUUCAAGACCAGCAGCGUCAAGUUGAAUCUUUGUCAUGGAUUAGCUGUCUGGUUUUCUACUGCUAGGAAGCGUUGGGGCCUUUUGUGAGUAGGUUGGACCCAUCUGGAUAACCUAGGGUGAUCUCCUUCUCAGGGUCUGUAGAGGAACCACACCUGCACAGUACCUUCGGCCAUGGCAACUAAUCAUCCUGGGUUUUGGUGCUUGGAGAAUGGGCAUGGGCGGUGGGUGUUGCCAUGUUGCCUACCAUGCCAUCUUAACCAAAACCAAAACCUAAAAUAAAGCAAAUUUGUCAUGGGACAUCUAAUAAAUUAAAGGAACUCUGAUUAUG
Apodemus sylvaticus (European woodmouse) is the source of this 3205-nucleotide messenger RNA. It is a transcript of the gene Nrbp2, whose product is annotated as nuclear receptor binding protein 2. Gene Ontology annotation, molecular function: protein serine/threonine kinase activity; ATP binding. Bases 212 to 1711 code for a protein of 499 amino acids. Lineage: Eukaryota; Metazoa; Chordata; Mammalia; Rodentia; Muridae. Gene Ontology annotation, cellular component: endomembrane system; cytoplasm. Gene Ontology annotation, biological process: protein phosphorylation; endoplasmic reticulum to Golgi vesicle-mediated transport; intracellular signal transduction. The transcript is spliced from 18 exons. The record is from RefSeq and is a predicted model, not a curated record.